AUGGAGGUCGACGACGACAUGGAUCCUGUGUGGUCGGAGUUCCGUGAUGCACUCGGGCCCGAUGUCAUGGCAAGAGCGGUGGAGGUGAUGAGAGCAGUGGGCAUUGAUGCAGAUACGGUGCAGCUCACCCCUCUUACAGAGCUUCCUGUGCUGCCUAUGCUGAGGCAUAUUAGCCAAACCAGUGUAAUCCUGCUGCGUGGGCUGGUCGGCAUUGUGAGUCUGUCCUCCCUGGAGCACUUGGAGCUGGCGCUGGCAGGCGAGGCUGAGGAGCUGCCACUGUCCCUGGCGCUCUGCCCUAACCUGCGCACUCUCACCAUUCACAGUGCUGCACGCUUGAAGGCCCUUCCGGAUGAUUUGGGUUCAGCCGUGCAGCAGCUGAGGCAGCUGCGCAUCGAGCGGGCUGGGGAGUUGAGAGCGCUGCCAGACUCUCUCACCCACCUGCACUGCCUGACCUCCCUGCAAGUCCAUGCACCCAAGCUGCCUUCCCUGCCAGACGGCAUCGGCGCCUUAUCCUGA
Closterium sp. NIES-65 is the source of this 516-nucleotide messenger RNA. Lineage: Eukaryota; Viridiplantae; Streptophyta; Zygnematophyceae; Desmidiales; Closteriaceae. The record is from the annotation of a GenBank genome assembly.